This is a messenger RNA of Plectropomus leopardus (leopard coralgrouper), 2425 nucleotides long. RefSeq names its product leucine rich repeat and fibronectin type III domain containing 2b (gene lrfn2b). NCBI's taxonomy places the organism in Eukaryota, Metazoa, Chordata, Actinopteri, Perciformes, Serranidae. The record is from RefSeq and is a predicted model, not a curated record. Gene Ontology annotation, cellular component: cell surface; postsynaptic density membrane. Gene Ontology annotation, molecular function: protein binding.
AUGUAUGACUCUACCAUGGACCACAUCAUCUACUGCCUGCUGGUCCUGGGAGCCACAGUGAUGAUCACCCAUGCAUGCCCCAAGUACUGCUCAUGCCAGAAUCUGUCCGAAUCCCUGGGGACUUUGUGUCCCUCCAAAGGCCUUCUUUUCGUGCCUCCAGACAUCGACCGCAGCACGGUAGAGCUCCGGCUGGGAGGCAACUAUAUUCUCCGCAUUACGCAACAGGACUUUGCCAACAUGACCGACCUGGUGGACCUGACCCUCUCCAGGAACACCAUCAGCUACAUUCAGCCUUUCUCUUUUGGUGACUUAGAAACACUGCGCUCGCUUCAUCUGGACAACAACCGUUUAACGGAGCUAGGCCCUGAUGACUUGCGAGGUUUGGUCAACCUGCAACACCUCAUUGUUAAUAACAACCAACUGGGACGUGUCCACGACAAGGCUUUUGAGGACCUGGCACCUGCCUUGGAGGAUCUAGAUCUCUCCUACAACAACCUAAUGUCUCUGCCCUGGGACUCAGUCCGCCAGAUGAUUAACCUGCACCAGCUUAGUCUGGACCACAACCUGUUGGACUUUAUUCCAGAGGGGACCUUCACUGACCUAGAAAGGCUGGCUAGAUUGGACUUGACCUCGAAUCGCUUGCAGAAGCUACCCCCAGACCCCAUCUUUGCCCGCGCUCAGGACUCAAUGAUCCUGACUACACCCUAUGCUCCCCAGCUGUCCCUGAGUCUAGGCGGGAACCCACUACACUGCAACUGUGAGAUGCUGUGGCUGCGGAGGCUUGAGAGAGACGACGAUCUGGAGACUUGUGCCUCCCCUCCUGCCGUGAAGGGUCGUUACUUUUGGAAUGUGAAGGAGGAGGAAUUUUUGUGUCAGCCACCUCUUAUUACCCAGCACACUCACAGAAUGCUGGUAUUGGAGGGCCAGACGGCCAGCCUGAGGUGCGAAGCAACUGGAGACCCUUCUCCUACCAUCCACUGGAUCUCCCCUGAUGAUCGGCUACUUGGCAACUCCUCCCGAACUGCAGUGUACAGCAAUGGAACCUUGAGCAUCACCAUCACCACCUCCAAGGACUAUGGCACCUUCACCUGCAUCGCUGCUAAUGUGGCUGGGGAGUCCACUGCUUCCGUGGAGGUGUCCAUUGUUCAGCUCCCACACCUCAGCAAUGGCACCGGGCAGCCAGCACCACCGAAGUCCCGCCUCUCUGAUAUCACAGGGACCACUAGGAUCAGCAAAGGGGCUCCCAAGAACCAACCAGAGAGGACUGUCUCCGUCUCCGAGGUGACAGCUGUUUCAGCACUGGUCAAGUGGACAGUGAGCAAGUCAGCUCCCAAGGUGAAGAUGUACCAGCUCCAGUACAACUGCUCUGAUGAUGAGGUUCUCAUCUACAGGAUGAUCCCGGCCUCCAGCAAAGCUUUCCUUGUGACCAAUCUGGUGUCAGGGACUCGCUACGAUCUGUGCGUGCUGGCCGCUUGGGAUGAUACCGCCACCACGCUCACGGCCACGAACGUUGUGGGGUGCACCCAUUUCUUCACCCAAGAUGAUUACCCUCAGUGUCAGUCUCUGCCCAGCCAGCUGCUGGGAGGCACCAUGAUCCUGGUGGUUGGGGGCAUCAUCGUUGCCACUCUCUUCUUGGUCUUCAUCGUUAUCUUGAUGGUGCGCUACAAGGCAGCAGACACCGAACCCCCAGUUGGGAAAUUGACCAAUGUCAGUGACACGCACUCUCAAACCAACGGUGGUCGACUCGGGCAAAAUGGACUCCUCAUGCCCCAAUCUCAGCCACAGCCUGAACCGGUCAAGGCCAAGGUGACUCUGCAGGACGAAGUGGUGGAGUUCAAGUGCGGCUCCCUCCAGAGCAGCCUCACCUCUUCGUCCUCAUCCUCAGGCUCCAUGGCAGGUGGCUCGUACAGCCCAAACACCACACUUGCCAACAUUUGGAGGUCAGCUCCCCCCAAGCCCCGGACCAACCUGGACCACCUGCUCGGGGCAUUCACCUCGCUGGAGCUGCGGGGGGUGCAAAGUCGUGACCCAGGAACCUCCAGUAGUAGCGCUGUGACAGCAGCAGGGAAACCCCACACAGACAGGGAGCCGCUGCUGGGCCGGACGCUGGACUCCAGCCUCAGCCGGCUCCUCAUGCUACCUCUGGACUCCAAGCCGAAAAGGAGCCAGUCCUUUGACAUGGGAGACGUAGCAAGCGCCAGCGCCGCGCAGCUGUGCAACAAACCGCGCCGCAUCAGCAGCAUCUGGACUAAGAGGAGCCUGUCUGUAAACGGCAUGCUGCUGCAGUGCGAGGAGGAGGGGGACACGGGAGGGAGCAAGGGGACAAUAGACAGCGCUGACUGGGUGAUGGAGAGUACUGUCUAGGAGGGACCGUCACACUGUCAAACACUGCCCAAACGGACGGCAAACAGCCAUGCCAAGACAG